This is a messenger RNA of Oppiella nova, 675 nucleotides long. NCBI's taxonomy places the organism in Eukaryota, Metazoa, Arthropoda, Arachnida, Sarcoptiformes, Oppiidae. The record is from the annotation of a GenBank genome assembly.
AUGAUGGAGUCCGUAAGGGAUGCCAACAUGAAUAUGAUAAGAGUAUGGGGUGGAGGGGUGUAUGAGUCGGACUACUUUUACGAGUUGGCCGAUGAGUACGGGAUUAUGAUUUGGCAGGACUUCAUGUUUUCGUGCAGUCAAUACCCAUCGGAUAAGGACUUCUUGGCCACAGUGGACAUGGAGGUCACUCAACAGACACGCCGUUUGCAACACCACCCGUCCAUCGCAAUCUGGUCUGGUAACAACGAGAACAUAGUAUACGUUAAUAUGAAUCCCGAUUAUGACAUACAUAAGAAAGACUACAUCGAGCUAUACAUCAAUCAUAUCCGACGUAUAGUACUCCAGGAGGACAACAGUCGGUACUACGUGUCGUCCAGUCCUUCCAAUGGUGAGGCCGACCAGUUGGAGGACUGGGUGCCUAAGAAUGGCGGUGACUAUCAUUACGGCGAUUACCAUAACUACGAGUUUUUUAAGCCGGUGUGGGACUGGCAUGUAUGGGGUGACGGCAAGUUUGCCUCCGAGUACGGGUUCCAGUCGUACGCGUCGGCCGAGACUAUGCUAACGGCGCUUAAUGCUAGUGAACUGACGUACCCCAUAGGGAAGGCACUUGAGCACCGGGAUCGCAAGUUUAAUGGCACCAACACUAUUGACGCUAUGAUGCGUGAGUAUGCCUGA